AAUAGUUUGGGAAAAUACUACCAACUAUUACAUUGUAAUAAGACUUCUUAGUAUUAUAUUUAUGCUAGUGUUUAGGAACUUAUCAAGGAUCAAGUUGCAAAUAUGUACCUCUGGCCUAAGUACCUAGAAGUACCUAUUUUGGAUCCUUCUAAAGCUGCAAAGAAACCGGUUGAGAUUCUUAAUGUAAAGGUCGUGAGGGGAAUAAAGCUUAAAAAGAAGGACGUUAUGGGCAAGUCAGACCCUUAUGUGAAGCUAAAGCUUACUGAAGACAAGUUAUCCACAAAGAAGACAACAGUCAAACAUAGCAAUCUAAAUCCUGAAUGGAAUGAGGAGUUCAAUUUGGUGGUCAAGGACCCAGAAUCUUAAGAAAGUUCUAUUCGCUGCUGUACUUUUCUUUUUUGGUCGGAACCUAGUUUAGAUAUGUGAUUUUGUUUUUUCAUUUUUCAAUUUUAAAUAAUGAGUUUUUAAUUUGUAAUAUAUUUACAAUCACUCAACUUAUUUUAA
Messenger RNA from Syzygium oleosum, 504 nucleotides. RefSeq names its product synaptotagmin-2-like. The record is from RefSeq and is a predicted model, not a curated record. The transcript has 2 exons. Gene Ontology annotation, cellular component: endoplasmic reticulum. Bases 103 to 366 code for a protein of 87 amino acids. Lineage: Eukaryota; Viridiplantae; Streptophyta; Magnoliopsida; Myrtales; Myrtaceae. Gene Ontology annotation, molecular function: lipid binding.